Helicoverpa armigera (cotton bollworm) is the source of this 4315-nucleotide messenger RNA. It is a transcript of the gene nesd, whose product is annotated as protein nessun dorma. Gene Ontology annotation, biological process: male meiosis cytokinesis; spermatogenesis. The transcript has 10 exons. The record is from RefSeq and is a predicted model, not a curated record. Bases 468 to 2009 code for a protein of 513 amino acids. Lineage: Eukaryota; Metazoa; Arthropoda; Insecta; Lepidoptera; Noctuidae.
ACACCAUUGUCCAUUGUGUCCACUGACCUCUAUAUUUACCACUGGACAGGCUGUUGUCAACGUGCUUUUGUGCCCGUUUGAUAAUCGCCAUUUUGGCGCUGUUAGAUGUAGCGAGUGUCCGUGGUACUAAAAUUAUUUUACAGUGAACCAAUGAACAAACACUUCUCUCACAGCCAUUUGAAAUUAUACGUCAAAAUUAGUUCUGUGGACACUCGCUUAGACGAUAUUGGCGCUUCAAAUGGGCACAAAAAAAUUGUUGUCAAACGUACGGAACAGCCGGUCCAGUGGUAAAUAUAGAGGUCAGUGAUUGUGUCAAACAAACAAACUGUCAAAGUCAAACGAGUUUAAAUUUUCAAAACUUUGGUGUUUAGCGGUCGAAAGCUCGAAAUUUAUGAAUCUAAAAUAAUAAUUUACGCUUGAAUAAAAUAAUAAACAAAUUCUAAAUCGCAACAGAAGCAGCAACAAAGAUGCCAUCAGUAUACACAUUCUCCCGCAGCGACAAUGAGAUCAUGCAGGAGUUGCUCCGAGUCUUCAGUUCUGGUCGUGGCACGGCUCGGGAACAGUGGAGCAUGCAGGCGGAGCUGCUGGUGGAGCCUGUCGGGUGGGACGCCUUGUGGAAAUUGUCUAAAGAUUUCUGUAAAAAGUUUGAAGUGAGAUUUCCCUGCAUCGCCUACAUCACAGUGACCUCAGUAGACUUUGAGAACCUGUCCGCCUGCGUAGACGUGCUGAGCGUGCAACAUGAGUCCGUGUCUCUGCCGGAGAACAUUGUAGAUGUGCCUCUGAUUGAACUGUGGCCGACCAUGAAGCAGAGAGAACAGUGUAUCAAUGCUGCUACAACGGCUGAGUUUAUUGAUUUGUUGAGAUUCUACUACAACGACAUCUGGAUGCCAUGGGACGAUGCAGACGACAAAGUUCUACUCCCAAACACAAUAGAAGAACGCAUGCAACUCUGGUCUGAUAUGCACAACGGUAGCAUACCGAACUGUGUGGCCCGGUCCAUCACGCUGCUGAGGAACAGUGCCAUAGAUGCCCAUGAGAAGCUCCGGCAGCUGGACUCCUCGCUGUGUGAGGGGGACCUGGCUAAUGAUGAUGACUCCCUCCUACCUCCAAACUACAUAUCCUUAUGCGCGGAGAUGAACGCCCGGCUCGACGGGCUGAUGUCCAAGUGGACUCUGUACGAGAACUCGCUCAUCAGAGAACAGUAUCUAGCGAAGGAACGGUCCAAGUGGCAGAAGAAUAAGUGUAAGAAAAAUGUAGUAGCCCUCUGGCAGGGCGGCUCAGUGUUCGAGUUCGGCGAGAUAUCCAAGUUCCUGGUCUCCCACCUGACCAACGAGUACACUCUCAGCGUGAUGACGUCACCGGAGGAUGCUCUGCUGCUUGAGCCUGAGGAGCUGGUCGUCUGCAGCAGCAGCUACCAGCUGCCUGAAGUGCCGCUGUCCAAUAUUAAUAUUACGAGUUUUAAUGGCGCUACCCUCCAGGCAUCAGACAUGCGUUCCUGCCUCCUCAUGCUAUCUGACGACUGCCGACUCCGGGAGCUGACGUUACAGUGUGAUACAGUGAACACGGUCAUUGUGAUGAGAGCAGGAACUCUGCAUAUAGCUCGCUGUAAUAUUGCUGACCAGUCUAGCAGUUCACAGAGCGACUUCGCACAGGGUUUAGUCGCGAUGUCUGGAGCAAAGAUUCUUAUCGAGGAGUGCACGUUUGAUAACUUUUACUCUGGUAUCGUCGUUCAUAAAGGAGCUCAGGUGGAACUGCGAAACUGCACAAUAAAUAACUGUGGAGUAGGCAUACAGAUGUACGCCGGCUCUCAAGUAGAACUGAACGAGACCGUCAUAGCCAAGUGUUCGGAGCAGUGCAUCCGAUGUGAGAUGGACACCACUGUUGAAGAAGGCGAUAAACUUGCUAACCUUAAUGGCGUUGAAGGAUUACUAGUGCAUGCGAACUGCAAAAUCGGCUCCGGCAAGCUACAGAAUGAAGUUUUAGUUGUCCAACAGGACGUCAAUAUAUGAAAAAAUACAUACAAUUUAUAAUACAACAGACAAGUGGUAAUUAUUUAUAUAUUUUGUAAGUCAUAAUGAGAUAUUUUAUUAAUAGUUGGCGCCAAAUAAGUUUGCAAUUCUGAAGUUAGCUGUUUGACGCUACACGCAUGCGCAAUAGUAUUUUGUUUUUUACUAUUUUGAAGUCAAUUUUAGCCAUCUUCGGACAAGUCUUCGAUAUAUAUAAUAUGACGUCGUGUGUAUUUCGCUACUGUAUAAACACUACAAGAAAUAUCAGCGCAUCAACAUCGUUAUCCACUCAUUUCAUCCAAUAACAAACAUGCACCACACUGCAAGUGUAUUGCAAGUCUAUGAUUUAAUUAUUAUUUUUAAGAAAAAAAUAUGCGGGUAUCGUUGACAUUGGCAUCGACGAUUCACUUGCCAUUAACCAAGAAUAGAAUAGAACAUAGGCGGGUAAAUUAUUUGUAUGGAUGUUCUUGUCUAUCGUUAGAAUAUAUGUCAAUGGGACGAGUAAAGCUUCUUAAAAAUGUUUACUUACAGGAACAAAUACGUAAUAAGUCAAAUGGCUAACUUCGUCCUUUCAGAAAGACCGGGAGAGGAGAGCAAAUUCUUAAUGCAUUGCAAAUCGAGUAGUUAGUAGUUGUAGUAAGGUUUAUUUUUGCAUGUGCACUGCUGUUGUCAUUAAAAAUACUCGAAGGCGCUCGGUGUGAAAUAAUAAAAGGAGCCGAUCGGCUCCGGUCGUGUACUUUUUCUCGGUCUUGCAAACGUUUGGCUCCGAUUGCAUGCUCUUUCAACCGAACGGAGCCGAUCGGAGCCGAUUCCGGUCCGUGUGAAAAGGAAAAUGCGCGCCGAUGCUCUCCGACCCAGUCUGUCUGAACGGAGGCUUAAGAAUUGAAAAGAUAUUUGGUGCGAAUUGUACUGAAAAUGAUUUGUAUGUGCCUUGUCAUUUGAAAUGAUGUAAUACUCUAUUCAGUCUCUGUGUUUAUUAAGUUUCAUAUUUAAGUACCUAUUUUUCAUCUCAAUAUAAUAUGAUUUUAUUUUACCAAAGUUUAUUUUUACAUUCAUGCUCACGAAUAGCAAUAUAGAUGCAGCCUUAAUUGGUAAAAUAAAUAACUUAACAUAUGAAAUUAUAACAACAUAUUUUGACGUAAGUUUCACCAUUUCACUAUAACGAUAACCAGCCGUGAAACUGCUAUAGUUAUCGGCACGAAUCUUGGGCUCUGACCUUCACCUGCGCAGAAGUAAUUUAUUGGGUCCCUUUUGUGGUAUGAAGUGAGGCGCGGGGGCGGGCUAAAGCGGUGAUCGGCCCGCAGGGCAUCGCGUCAUAGCCGUCACUCGGGAUUGGAUCUUUGCUGAUAAAUCACUUCUGCGCAGCCGUGCCGAUAACUAUACGCAUUGGUAAAUUCGGUGAUAUGACUAAACAUGAUUGAGCUAUGAAAGAAAGAAAGAAAAUACAUUUAAUUCAAACACGAAUGACGCAAGAAACAAAUAAAUAAAUAAGCUAUCGUUAUAGUAAAAUGGUGCAACCCACCACACAUAUCUUAAAAGCGAAUUAUAAAUAUUUAUGCUCUCUGUUGAAUAUAUUUUUAACUUGGCUUAAUAUUAUUAUGAUGACGAUUCAAUUUUGUAUACUUAUACCUAUAAAUCUACUGAAUAAUUUUGGAGACUGCCUUGAAAGACAUUCAAUGAAGCAUGUUAUUCACUUUGAUUAUAUAUGUAAAUGUUAUACAUAUAAGAAGGUGUAAAAUAGUUUAGGGCCAUUCGCUACUAAUUAAUGUUAUAAAUACGUAACUUUGUCAGCCUGUAUGUUAACUAAAACUACUUAAUAAAUAAUAAUAAUGCCUGGACACAUUUUCACACACGGUCGGUUAGCCCCAUGGUAAGUUAUUAAUUAACUUGUGUUAUGGGUGCUAACAUAACUGAUAGACUACAUAUAGCUACAUAUAUACAUAUUGAUAGAUACAUAUAGUAACACCCAGAUCACGGCCAACAAAUGCUCAUCACACAAAUGUCGACCGAACCGGGAAUCGAACCCGGGACCUCAGGUUCGGCAGUCCGGCAUGGUGACCAUUGCGCCAUCGAGGUCGUCGAACUUAACCAAUGCGAUUGAUGGUCCACAGAUACGGGACGUAGGUGAAAUACUGUUUCACACAAUAAUUAUUAGGUACCCAAUUAAUAUAAGUAUUUUACAUAAUAAUAAUGUUUAUUGAUUGAGCAGCUUUAAGUACCUCAUGUUGUAAGUGCCUUUAUUUACUAAAAAAUAUUAUGUUUCGUUGGAAUAAGUGAUUCCCUUUUAUGUUUUAAUAAAUAGUUUUUAA